GGGCGCUGGCGCCGCGAGUCCAUUUUGCUGCGGUUCCGGGAGCGCAUGGCGGGUCCCGACGGCAGCUGCUGGGUCGCGGCGGCUCAGCAAACUCUAGUUUGACAAUCAAAACGUGAAAAGGAAAAGCCCGAUUCCUUUGCCCUGGGAAAUAGUAACCUCCCUGCACACACCUGCUUGCCAGGGACUGAGGAAGCAACAAACACCUUUAAAGACCAAGGACCCCAAGAGCUGUGUGUGAUGUGAUGGAGCUGCUUGAAGAAGAUCUUACAUGCCCAAUUUGUUGCAGUUUGUUUGAUGACCCUCGGGUUUUGCCCUGCUCACACAACUUCUGCAAAAAAUGCUUAGAAGGUCUCUUAGAGGGAAAUGUGCGGAAUUCAUUGUGGAGACCAUCUCCAUUCAAGUGCCCCACCUGCCGUAAAGAAACUUCAGCUACUGGAGUUACUAGCCUGCAGGUUAAUUACUCUCUUAAGGGUAUUGUGGAGAAAUAUAACAAAAUCAAGAUCUCUCCCAAAAUGCCAGUGUGCAAAGGACACUUGGGGCAGCCUCUCAACAUUUUCUGCCUAACUGAUAUGCAACUAAUUUGUGGGAUCUGUGCCACACGUGGGGACCACACCAAGCAUGUCUUCUGUUCUAUUGAAGAUGCCUAUGCUCAGGAAAGGGUUGCUUUUGAGUCCCUCUUUCAGAGCUUUGAGACCUGGCGUCGGGGUGAUGCGCUUUCUCGCUUGGAUAUGUUGGAAACUAACAAGAGGAAGUCCCUACAGUUGCUGACUAAAGAUUCUGAUAAAGUGAAAGAAUUUUUUGAGAAGUUACAACACACAUUGGAUCAAAAGAAGAAUGAAAUCUUGUCUGACUUUGAGACCAUGAAGCUUGCAGUUAUGCAGGCCUAUGACCCAGAAAUCAACAAACUCAACACUAUUCUACAGGAGCAACGGAUGGCCUUUAACAUUGCUGAGGCUUUCAAAGAUGUGUCAGAACCCAUUGUAUUUUUGCAACAGAUGCAAGAGUUCAGGGAGAAAAUCAAAGUAAUCAAGGAAACUCCUUUGCCACCUUCUAAUUUGCCCACAAGCCCUUUAAUGAAGAACUUUGAUACCAGUCAGUGGGAAGACAUAAAACUAGUGGAUGUGGAUAAACUCUCUUUGCCUCAGGACACUGGCACAUUCAUUAGUAAGAUUCCCUCAAGCUCCUAUCACUUAGUUUUUGUAGUUCUUCUGCUUGGCCUCCUCAUUUUCUUCGGUCCUACCAUAUUCCUAGAAUGCUCUUUAUUUGAUGAACUACUAAUCUGGAAAGACCAUCUUUCAAACCUUAGUUUGUACCUGACUACAUCAGCUGAUUUGGUAGAACAAUCAGUUUUUUACUGGGAACAAAUGGCAGAUGGGUUUUUCAUUAUCAGUGAAAGAAUCAAGAAUUUUAGUUUGGUAGUGCUGAACAAUGUGGCAGAAUUUGUGUGCAAAUAUAAACUAUUAUAAAAUAUCAACUAUGCACUUCUGGUUUUUGAUAAGAUGGUUAGAGAUGUUUGAGAGUUCAGUUUUUUUUCUUCCAAAGGUAUUCUUUUCAAAAAUAAAUGCUAUUCAGAUGAGGAAGCAUAAUGAUACAAGUAAAAUUUUGUAGUACUAUUCCAAGUUUUCCCUUUUUUAAAUAAAUGUCCUCCCUUCAA
This is a messenger RNA of Jaculus jaculus (lesser Egyptian jerboa), 1654 nucleotides long. RefSeq names its product tripartite motif containing 13 (gene Trim13). Gene Ontology annotation, biological process: innate immune response; positive regulation of canonical NF-kappaB signal transduction; positive regulation of macroautophagy. Lineage: Eukaryota; Metazoa; Chordata; Mammalia; Rodentia; Dipodidae. The transcript has 4 exons. The record is from RefSeq and is a predicted model, not a curated record. Gene Ontology annotation, molecular function: zinc ion binding. The coding region runs from base 243 to 1466 and encodes 407 amino acids.